Messenger RNA from Aphanomyces astaci, 1462 nucleotides. RefSeq lists its product as hypothetical. The record is from RefSeq and is a predicted model, not a curated record. NCBI's taxonomy places the organism in Eukaryota, Oomycota, Saprolegniomycetes, Saprolegniales, Verrucalvaceae. The transcript has 6 exons. Bases 30 to 899 code for a protein of 289 amino acids.
GUUCGUUCCGUGAAUCGUAUCUUAGAGCGAUGUAUCGGCGGCGCCAUCGUGAUGGCUUGGAUGAACACCAAGAUGUCAACAGCGCCAUAGAGCCAGAGAGCUGCACCGCUGACGAUCGUCACCACGAUGUAUCGACGAUAGUGUGGGCACUGCGCUUCUGGAAGAGAAUGGCAGCCCUGUCCCUUGGCUGUUUUGCACUUGGGCUUCUUGGAUACCGACCCAGCCUGCCGUCGAUGCAAGAUCCGAUGCAAAGCACAGCGCCCAUUCGACUGCUGGAGAACCUAGAUACCUUCCCCAUCGUUCAGUUUCAACACAUGCUGCUGUCCACAGUAACGACCUUUGAGCUUCCAUCGUCGCAAGUCGUUCAAAUCGUCGUCCACGACCUCGAUGGCCACGUGCUACGUCCGUCGACGCCCCGCCGGUCGCUUCCGUCCGCCCUUUUCGACUCCAAUGUCAUCUACGGCUUGCUUUCCUUGUCUCCCACCGACCUCCUCGCUCACAACACUACGAACGACAAUCAAGAUCGUCACGACCGCAUGUACGUGGCACUGCUAUCUCUGACCACCCACUCCCAUCGCAUCGUGCUCAAUUGUUCGUUCGAUGCCUUGGAUCAUUCGUAUCAUGCGCGUGGGUUUGUGGUGGCAUGUCCAACUUCGACAUCCGCCGAGACAUUGACCAUGCUGGAGCAUCAAGUGCUCGUGUUAGCCAGGACCAUGGAGCAGGCGCAUAUAUGGAAGUGGACGAGUCAUGUAUGGGGAGGAGACUGUGCGGAACACAGCAAUGUCAUCCAAGAGAUUGUACCGACGUUUGCGCAGUUGCAAGGUCUUCGUGUGAUGCUUCCGUGUUAUGACAUCUCAUCCCCACCGACUUCUCGACAUGAACAAGACGAGUUAGUGUAGUCGACACGGCCGUAGAUGAGAAUGCUAGGUAUGACACACGUAAUGGAAAGGGAGUGUAGUCGAUUUAGGUGGAAUAAAUAGCUGCAUGCAAACCUGCUGACCACUUCGUGCGCCGUAACUAUGACGUGGACGAGCAGCAUCGCAGCAUGGCUUCUGUCUCGUCAUCGAUAGCAGGGGGGUGAAUCACAGCCAACGUCGACGCGCUACGGCGCUGGAUGGACUCGGUACAUGACGACGCGGUCGAGUCGGACGACUUGUGUCGAGGGCUACUUCGAUGGUCGUCGUCGGCAUCUCGCGUGGUGGCAGGUUCAGGCAUGAGUGUCAUGUUCACAAGCCUCUCCUGGAGCGAAUGUUUGGGUGACAUCGUAUCGGGAUCAAUCGGCCGCCAUGAGCUGCGCCUGUCAAGCACGCGCUCGAUGGCGGAAGCGGCAUCAACCACCUUGACCGCCUUCGCGACGCCCGAACACACACGCUUGGGCUGCGGGACGGAGAAUUCUGUGCGUGGGUCGGGAUCCCGUCGACCUCGACCGCUCGAACUGCUGGUGCUCAUGACGCUUUAGUAC